ACCUCACAGGUUGUGGUCCCUCUCCUGUGAAAAGCUAUAAAGAAGGUCUAAUGCUGCCUGGCUGCUCGUGUGUCUGUGAGGUUUAUCCCCCCCCAUCAUCCAUUUUAGGUGCCUUGGCUGUGCGAUGUAAAGUCAAGAAAUGGCGGAAAGUGAAACGAAUGGGGAAAGAAGAAGCGAGGACAAAGAUAAAGGAGGAGGUGGCAGACCUUUCCAAGAGGCCCACAGCCCGUCUCUUGGCCUCUCUCCAGUCGGUGCCCCCUCUGUUGGGACCAAGAGGCAUCUCCCUCGAGGGAUUGUGAUCCAGCUGACUGGGACAGAGGGAGAAUGGGACAGUCUGGACGACAGCGAGCUUAUAUUCUCCCUAGAUCACGAUGAAGACUACCCAACUAUAUCUCUCUCCAAGGAGAGGCAGCUUUCUGUUGAGGAUGAUAGAUUGUUGCGGUCCCAAGCUUUCCACGUCCCUCUUUCUCCCUCGUCUCCUGACUCUCUGGCUAACUGCUCCAACACUGGCCCCAGCUUCCUCUCCCCAGGCCCUUCUUCACCCACCCACCGACCUUUUGCAAGCCUGGUCAAGUCUCUCUCCACAGAGCUGGAGCUCAAAGAAGGCUCCACUCUCAGACCUAAACCCUUUCUCAGCCUUGUGAAGUCCAUCUCCACGGAGUUAUCCCGAUCAGAGCCUGAGGUGUCGCAGUCAAAAUCAGACUCCCGCCUCAACCUCCACCUAUGGAAGCAGCUCACCCAAUCAAAAACCCGCAGCAACGGAGACUCUCGCACUGCACCCCCUUCUCCUAGCUCCCUCUCCCCUAGUGGAGAGGCUCUGAAAGGGGGCUUCUUCAAAAUGGAGUUAGAGGACACCAAGAGGAAGCUCUCGGAGGCUGUGCACGAGCCUCUGAGCAGCAUGUUCAGUAAGAUCAUGAGAGAGGAGAGUGUAGGUAGUCCCAAACACCAGGGGAAGACGCAAGGGGCUCAUCAGGUCAGCUCCAGAGGUUUGGGACGUGAAGGUAGCACAGACACGGUUCUUUCUGACUCUCCCGUGAGGAACACUAGAAGAACAGAUGCUGAUGUUUUGCCUGUCUUUGACUGGCCUUCUGUUAGGCAUCCUGGGAGAAACCACCGUAGCCACUGCCCUGUGCAUCACAGCAGACAACAUCACAGGGAUGAGGAGCUGGAAAUAUGUACAGAUGGUGACAUGAUGCAAGUGUUAGCCAUUGAGACUCACAAGCCAAUAAGAAGAUCAGCUGCUGGUCCUCGAGUUCUUUCACCACCUCUAGUUAGGACUCCUUCUGGUCCUGAGCCCCCUCAUCCUCUGCCACGCAUGAGUUUAUUCUGCGUGGCCGUGUUAUCCUAUGGAUAUUUCAUCCUACCUCUCAGUCCAUACUUCUCUGGCCUGGCUCUGGGAUUAGCAAUGGGCUUCUUGUUAGGAUUGUUACUCAUUAGGAUGGCGUCUACCAGAUCUCCCAGUUCAGAUCCUCCAUACAGACCACCACAGACUCUGUUGGCUGAGGGGAUUCUGACAGAUGGCGCUGUCUGCACUGAGCCCGACACCCUGAAGGGCUGGAUGAAUGAGAUACAUGACUACGACCCAGAAACCUACCAUCCAGCACUGACUCACUCUGUGCUUGCCAGCCUGGAGGGCUCCUGUCUCCGUCUCGACUACCCGCGUACCAACAUUAGUCGCAGGGCCACGUAUGACGAGAGAGUCCUUGAGGCCACCUUUGUCAAGUCACGCUCCUUUCAGCUCGCAAAGAGCAAAGUAUUCCUGUUGCCAUCUGUGUUGGCUCGGAAGAGGAUGUGGAACCCAAAGUAUCCCAUCUGCAUCCAACUGACAGUGGGAGAAAACUCCCAGGAGGAUGAGCGAGGAUUGGAAUAUAGCUGGGAAGAGGUGCCAGGAGCUGAACCGUCAAGUCCACAACAAAGCUCCUCCAAACACGUCCAAGACCUUCCCACCACUCUUUACCUCUUCGGUCGUACGGGACGAGAGAAAGAGGAGUGGUUUCAACACUUAUUGUUUGCAUCCAUGGAUACAGAGAGGGAGAAAGAGAGGCCUGGCAGAUGUGUGUCCAGAUCGGGUGACCCUGCACUGGCUCAGAGUGCCUCGGGUAAUGUACCGGGCAGCAGAGGCUCCAGCAGAGUGGGCAGCAGCGACGAUGACGGCCCCACCACACCUCCCCCCUGCAUCUCUGCAGCUCAUGUUAAUAAGACUUCCAGCAGCACCAGGGCCCUCUCUGUGUUAGACUAUCCACGUUACAUGGCUCGUCUCCUUGCCGCAGAGGAGUUCACCCCUAUCUCCAGUCCUGGAGCCGGCAGCACAGAGACAAGCCCCACUAUCAAAGGAAAUUGCAUAUGUGAUUUAGCAGAGCACCCCGGGACGAGCCAGACUGCAUGGGCUAACGCUCUAAUUGGUCGAAUCUUCUGGGACUUCCUGCGAGAGAAGUACUGGGCCGACGCGGUUUCCCACAAGAUCCAGAAGAAGCUGAGCAAAAUCAGACUGCCUUACUUUAUGAAUGAGCUGACUCUGACUGAGUUGGAUAUGGGCUGCUCUAUGCCCCAAAUCACCGCUACUUCCAGACCAGAGGUUAACCACAGAGGUCUGUGGGUGGAGCUGCAGCUGGUCUACACAGGUGCACUGCAGAUGACCCUGCAGACCAAGUUCAACCUGUCCAAGCUGGGUAAAGAGGGGGGUCAGGACAUGGACUGUACGACAGAAAGCGGCAGCCCACGCUGCAGACCCGUCUUAAGUGUGUUGGCAGACAGUGACGAGGAGUCCUCCAGUGCUGGUUCAUCUGAUGAGGAAGAGCUGCUUCUGUCUGAACCUCAGGGUCCAGUCGGGGAGAAGGGAUCCACACCGGCCACAGAUGGGACAGGGGGUGGAAAGACUGGAAGGAAGAUUUUGAGAUUUGUGGACAAAAUCGCCAAAUCCAAAUAUUUUCAGAAGGCGACAGAGAACGAGUUCAUUAAGAAGAAGUUUGAGGAGAUGUCCAACACGCCCCUGCUGCUCACAGUGGAGGUUCAAGAGCUGUCAGGGACUUUAGUCAUCAACAUCCCACCACCCCCCACAGACAGGAUUUGGUACAGCUUCUGUGUGCCUCCAAAGUUGGAUCUGCAUGUCCGUCCCAAACUAGGGGAGAGGGAGGUGACUUUCUGUCAUGUGACUGAGUGGAUUGAAAAGAAACUGCAGGAUGAGUUCCAGAAAGUGUUCGUGCUGCCAAACAUGGAUGACAUCUGUUUACCCCUGAUGCACACUGUGCUGGAUGGCCCUCAAGCAUCUCAGCCUCUGUCCUCUCAGUCCCAACAGUCCCAGAGCUCCUCCACGGAGUCCAUAGAGAGGAUCCCACCAGAGUCUGACUAGUGCCUCGAAGGAGAAAAAAAUGGAUUCAUACAUUAUACAUUCACAGUGAGAGAAGGGAAGCAGAAUGAGGAUCACCAAACGGUCCAUAAACUUAUGUUUUGCCUCUAUAGACAUUAGUAGCUCUUACGCAGACUUACUAACCCUUUCUGUCUGAAGCAGGAGUUUCUAAAGGUCUGAUUUUUAACGCUGUAGGUGUAACUGUGAUGGAGAAUCUGUGGUUGGUUUAAAAUAGAAGCAUUUAACGAUAUGGUGGAGACGAAGCAGAUUACUGUACAAACAACAAGUGAUACCUUUUGCAAAUGUUUACAUGUGAAUGAUCCCUAUGAGAUUAUAAAUAUAUAUAUUAUAUUUAUUUGCUGCUUUGAUGUUUACAUCUCACUGUCACUUUGGAUAUAAGAUGAUGGAUGUUAAUAAAUAAAAACAAAAAAAACAAACAAGCAAAAAAAACAACACUUGCCUGAUUUAUGAAUCCUUUCCUGCACAUACUUGAAUUAAUUAAUGUGCAGUACUUCAAUGAACCUCGCCCUCAAUUUUAAAAACAUCCAUUAAACAUAAGAUUGCUGUUUAUUAAAUCAGUUAAUACGUUUUAAUC
Larimichthys crocea (large yellow croaker) is the source of this 3941-nucleotide messenger RNA. It is a transcript of the gene tex2l, whose product is annotated as testis expressed 2, like. Gene Ontology annotation, molecular function: lipid binding. The transcript has 12 exons. The coding region runs from base 140 to 3349 and encodes 1069 amino acids. The record is from RefSeq and is a predicted model, not a curated record. Lineage: Eukaryota; Metazoa; Chordata; Actinopteri; Sciaenidae. Gene Ontology annotation, cellular component: endoplasmic reticulum.